Messenger RNA from Acanthosepion pharaonis, 891 nucleotides. The record is from the annotation of a GenBank genome assembly. NCBI's taxonomy places the organism in Eukaryota, Metazoa, Mollusca, Cephalopoda, Sepiida, Sepiidae.
AUGAUUUAUUUCUUUUUUUUCCAUCUAAUUUCGUUUUUCCUUUCUUUUUCCUUCCUUUUCUUUUUCUUUCUUUCUUUUUUUUUUCUUUCUUUCUUUUUUUUUUCUUUCUUUCUUACUUUCUUUAAGAUUAUGGAUUUUUCUCUAUACUUUUAUUUCUUUUUAUUUCUUCGGCCAGCCUUUCAUUGUUUACUUUAUAAAUUAUUUUUCUCGUUGCUACUUUCUUUCGUUUAUUUAAGAUUAUGCAGCAUUCCCUCUGCUUCCCCUCUCAUAUUUUUCUUUCUUUCUUUCUUUCUUUCUUUCUUUCUUUUUUUCUUUCUUUCUUUCUUUCUGAUUUUGUGUCAUUCCCUCUACUUUGAUUUCCUUUUCUUUCUCCUGCCAGUCUCACAUUGUUUCCUUUCUUUCUUUCUUUUCUUUUCUUUCUUUCUUUCUUUCUUUCUUUCUUUCUUUCUUUCUGAUUUUUUCAUUUUUUCCUUUCUUUCUUUCUUUCUUUCUUUCUUUCUUUCUUUCUUUCUUUCUUUCUUUCUUUCUUUCUUUCUGAUUUUGUGUCAUUCCCUCUACUUUGAUUUCCUUUCCUUUCUUCUGCCAGCCUCACAUUGUUUCCUUUCUUUCUUUCUUUCUUUCUUUCUUUCUUUCUUUCUUUCUUUCUUAUUUUGCGUCAUUCCCACUACUUUGAUUUCCUUUCCUUUCUUCUCCCAGCCUAUCUUUGUUUUCUUUCUUUCUUUUUUUUCCAAUCCAAGUCUAUUUUUGAUUGAUCUCGUAAUUUUUUAUUCUUCCUCUUCUUUACAUUCUCCCUUUCUUUCUUUCUUUCUUUCUUUCUUUCUUUCUUUCUUUCUUUCUUUCUUUCUUUCUUUUCUUAUCGCUAAUACCUAUCUGUCUAUAUCUCUGAGAUGA